Messenger RNA from Silurus meridionalis, 2450 nucleotides. RefSeq names its product PTK6 protein tyrosine kinase 6b (gene ptk6b). Bases 71 to 1534 code for a protein of 487 amino acids. The transcript has 8 exons. Gene Ontology annotation, biological process: cell differentiation; innate immune response; cell surface receptor protein tyrosine kinase signaling pathway. Gene Ontology annotation, molecular function: ATP binding; non-membrane spanning protein tyrosine kinase activity; signaling receptor binding. The record is from RefSeq and is a predicted model, not a curated record. Gene Ontology annotation, cellular component: extrinsic component of cytoplasmic side of plasma membrane. Lineage: Eukaryota; Metazoa; Chordata; Actinopteri; Siluriformes; Siluridae.
UUGGGGUGUGUGUGUGUGUGUGCGUGUUUAACCGGAGCGCGCCUUCAUACAGCGCACUGUAGAGGAACACAUGGAGGAGUGUUUGAAGAGAUCGUGUCCGUGUCUCCGGGCUUUAUGGGACCAGCUGUUUAAAAGUGAAAAGCGCGAUAAGCCCGAGACAAAAGGAGACAGUAAUGAGGAUGGGAAGCAGGAGUCGGGGGACAGCGCCGUGUACAUGGCGCUAUGGGCUUUCGAGGCGCGCGACACAGACGAGCUGUCGUUCGACGCGGGAGAUCGGUUCCGCAUCGUGCGGCGCACAGGGGACUGGUGGACCGCCGCCAAACUGGACCCGAGCGGCUGCGUGCUCGCCGCCGGAAUCGUGCCGCACAAUUACCUGGAGCGCGCAGAUUCGGUUACAUCACAACCGUGGUUCUUUGGGAAAAUGAACCGGGUUGAGUGUGUCAGUCACCUCCUGACAAGUCAAAACAAAGAGGGAGCUUUCCUGGUGCGAGUCAGUGAAAAUGACAAUGUGGGCCAUGUAAUCUCGGUUAAGGUAAAAAACAAAUCAAAGCACUUUAAGAUCUUUCAGUCGAAAAAGGGAUUCUACGUGGAGGAAUCAUGUUGCUUCUCAAGUUUGCUGGAUCUUGUACAACACUAUCAGAGUCAUCCUCUGGCCCCUUCAUACAAACUUGGGAAACCUUGUGUUAGGAGAAAGCCUGUGUCCCAGGACCUAUCUCACACCACAGUAGACAUGUGGGAACUUCCCAAAGAGGACUUCACCUUGGAGGACAAGUUGGGCAGUGGUUACUUUGCUGAUGUUUAUCUGGGCAAGUGGAAGAACCAUACGCAGGUGGCCAUCAAAAUUCUCAAGAAAAAUGAGUCUCUGAACCAGAAAACUUUUCACAUGGAGGUUGAGGUUUUGAAACGGUUGCGACACAACCACCUUAUUUCACUGUUCGCAAUAUGCACGUCCUCCUCCCCCUAUUACAUCAUCACUGAGUACAUGGAGAAGGGAAACCUGCAGAAUUUGCUCCGUAGUCCAGAGGGCAACACUUUAGACCCGGAAAUCUUGACUAACAUGGCAUUCCAGGUGGCUGAUGGGAUGACUUACCUGGAGACUAACAAUAGUAUUCACAGAGACCUGGCAGCUCGCAAUGUACUUGUUAGUGAAGGAUAUCUGUGCAAGGUGGCUGACUUUGGUUUAGCCCGAUUUGUCAAGGAGCCAUUCUACUUGUCAAAUGAUACAAAGAUUCCUUUCAAAUGGACAGCUCCUGAAGCCAUCGAGCAUGGCCUUUUCUCAAAUAAAUCCGAUGUCUGGUCUUUUGGCAUUCUCUUGUAUGAGAUUUAUUCAUAUGGUGCAAAUCCGUAUCCAGGAACCAGUAAAAGAGAUCUACUUGCGGAGCUGAAACGUGGGUACAGGAUGCCUGCUCCUCCCAAAUGUCCUCAGUUCAUCUCCAAGAUUAUGGAGUCCUGUUGGAGCGAUCAGGCAGGGGAUCGGCCAAGUUUUAAGCAGCUGAGAAUUGAGCUUCAUGACCACAUUAAUCACGUGUAUUAGCUCUCUCUCUCUCUCUCUCUCUUUCUCUCUCUCUCUCUCUCUCUCUCUCUCUCUCUCUCUCUCUAUAUAUAUAUAUAUAUAUUGUUUGUAUAUAAUGUACAUAUGUUUUUCCAAAGUAAUGUACAGCAUGUGAUUCAGAUUUCACCUAAAAGUCUAGUAAGGAUUUAAGACAUUAGCAUGCAUAAAAAUGUCUUAGUAUAUGAGCUGUACACAAUGUUUUAAAUGUAAUACUAUUAAGCGUAUUCAUUUUUAUACUAGAUGAUGUGCAUGAAAAGCUGCUGUAAUGAUAUUGCUGAGAUGUUAAAAAACCUGGAACAGUUUCAGUUUAAUUGAAGCAUAGUGCACUAUAAUCACUAGCAAGUGCGUAUGGAAAUAUAUGAUUUUGCUUUAAGAUAUGUACUCAAUGUCAGGCGUAGACACUGUACAUGAUAAUGAGAACAGAGUUUUUAAUAGAAGCAUAAUUCGUUGUGUGAUAGUAGACCAUAACACCAAAGCAGCAUUCGAUCAUAGGAAAAUUUACUUAUAAAACUACAACUCAGAAUAGUGACAUGUCAAAAUGUGAAAAACACAAACUAAAGACAAGAAAACGCCACCCAAUUUAACCCAACUCAGAUAAGGCUGACAGAUUUAAGCCACAGUUUCUAAACUUUGGAGUACUUUUGGUGCUACAGGGUUUUUAUUGCUCCCAGUUCACUCAAUCCCCUAGGUUAUAGUUCUCGCUGAAAAGCUACUCAAUUUACAAUUUAAACUCCUGAGAUGUCUACAUUUACCGCCAAAUAGGAAUUGUUUUAGUGGAGUAUGUUGUAUAGAACAUCACAGAAUGAUCAUAACUUUUAUUAACUAUCACAGUACUAUUUGCUUUAAAGAACGAAAAAAAUAAUAAUAAUAAAAUACAAUUUUAUUUUAAACAUCCUAA